Molecule: messenger RNA, 3768 nt
Organism: Lytechinus pictus (painted urchin)
Lineage: Eukaryota; Metazoa; Echinodermata; Echinoidea; Temnopleuroida; Toxopneustidae
Product: regulator of microtubule dynamics protein 1-like
Exons: 8
Coding region: 120-1268 (382 amino acids)
Cellular component (GO): spindle microtubule; mitotic spindle pole; cytoplasm
Molecular function (GO): microtubule binding
Source: RefSeq, a predicted model, not a curated record
GGAUCAUAAGUGCCUACCGGAAAAUAUGAACUGUGACCUGCUGCGCUGCUGAAUGUACGGGAAAUCAUUAAUUUUCUCCUUUUUUGCAUUACAUUUCUCUCGUGCAUUUUAAUAUAAAGAUGUUGAAAAAUCUAAUGACUUGGAAGGAAUUUGGACUCGGUCUUCUUAUAGGAGCAAGUGGAACGAUUGUCGUCACUCACUUAGUAAACAAUAUUUGGGCAAGUGAUGUGCAACGGCUCGCAGAAGCUACCAAGGAACUCCAACGGGAGUGCAGGGAGCUCCGGGCAGCUCUCCGAGCGUCCUCCGACGAGACGGAUGGUGAAGUUCGUAGACGAGGAGGACGACCAAGAACACCUGGAGACACUCGGCCUCGAAGUCGGGGUGGUGGUAUGAAGAGAGUUGGAUCAGAGAUAAUAUCAUUGCACCCUAGCACAAGUGAUGAAGAUGAAGAUCUUGACUUUGAAGAAGCUUACGAGGGAUUCACUACCCCCGAGUAUCCACUCCUUUACAAAGAUGCCCCUGAACAGAGGUUUCAGAGCAUAGCAACAUCUUCAGAGGAACUGAAAGAAUUCUUGGUGGAAAUUGACAAACUCUUUGAUGGUUCCCAAUCUGAUCACCAGGAAGCCCUUCGGAGAAUGCUAGCUAAAGAGUCUCAGUAUUCGUCAGAGUCAGAAUUCUUAUGGCGGUUAACAAGGGCUAAGGUCUUAGUCUCUGAGGUUUGUAGAAUUGAAGGUAAUGAUGAGGAGCGCAAGAGACUUGUUUUUGAAGGAAGGGAGCAUGCUAAGCGUGCAAUAGAUCUGAAUGAUGAGAGUUCGGAUAGUCAUAAAUACUAUGCAAUCACUCAGGGUAUUAUAACAGAUUGGGUGUCUUUCUCAGAAGCAGCUUCACUUGGCAAUGAGUACAAGCAACAUAUAGAGAGAGCAUUGGAGUUAAGACCGGAAGAGCCCUACCUCAAUCAUCUAUAUGGCAGGUUCCUUUUUAGUAUUGCCAAUUUAGGGUGGAUGCAACGAAAGGCUGCUGUUAUGAUGUAUGGUCUGUCUCAAAGUCUCAGUCUAGAUGACGCCCUCGCUUGGUUUGAAAAGGCAGAGGAACUUCAACCCAGUUUUUCCAAUCUCAAUCCAUUCUAUUCAGCAAAAUGUUACAUUGCCAAAGGACAAACUGACGUUGCAGUGGAAUUCUUGCGCAAGGCCAUUUCCGAUCCUGGCAAGAGUUUUGAGGAACACGAAGUACGACAAGAAGCGAAGGAACUUCUUCAGAAGUAUGAAUGAGAUCGGAUAGAGGUUCGAAGAAAGUACGACAAGAAGCACAGGAACUUCUGCAGGGAUAUGAAUGAGGUCAGAUAGAGGGUUAAAGGUCUACAAACCAUGCUGCUCAACUAGCACAAAACAAAGAUACAUCUUGGUUAUCAUGCAUGUUUACAAAUCCCACCCAUCCAUAGGCGUAAAUAUUUGAUGUUUGCUUGAAUUUAUGCCAGUGCUCCCAUCUAUUCAGAUGUAUGAAUGUGCUAUCCCAUUUGUCUAUCGUGUGAUUUGUCAUUGUAUGAUAUUACAUGAUAACUAGCUUAGAUAGAAUUAAGGUCCCUUCAUAGCAAAAUUAUGUAAAUUAAUAAGGUGGUUACAAAUCCAGUUUGUGUAAUAAACCAGUGUUUAUUUGUAUUCAAGUUAAAUGAGUAUUUAUAAUUCUGAAACAUAAUUACUAUGAAAUAUUGAUAUAAUUGUGUAUUAUUUUUCUAUUUCAGGGAUUGAUAACCAUUUUGUAAGUAUUUCUCUAGAGACUCUAAGAGGCUUUAAUGGCAACUUCUUAAAGAGGAGGGGGUUUUGGACCUUUUCAAUUCUCCUUCCAUAGGGGUAAUACAGAGACCCUUUUGCUUGUAUAGUUCUAAGAUGAUGGGAAAGUUUACCUGUGAUAAAGAAAAUAACAAAGAAAAUAGAAUAAUAAGCAAAUAAUCACUGUUGGUGAAGGUGAUGGGCAAACUAUCACUUACGAGGCAAGCUAGAUGGGGAAAGAUAGCUAUAUCCAUCUUUCUGAGGAAGUGAUAGUUUGCCUCUUAACUUGAAAUCAAGAGUUGAUCAUAUGCUUUAUAUUCCACAUGGAGAACCACUAUAAGAAGGAAGUUUGAUUUAAAAAAAUAAUUGAGUCGUAUGUAUACAUAUUUAUACCUUAGGCUAUAAAAGAAGGUAUUUAUUGGAACUGCAAUCAACUUGGGAAUCUACACUGACGUGAGCAUAUAUUGCAGUCAUAUGUAAACUUGUUCAUAGAGUCCUGCCUCACUUUAUGAAUAGGUGUAUGAAACACCCUCCUUGGAGGAUCUUAGUAGCAGGUUUUAUACAAAAUAUUCAAAUGAUUUCUUUUACUUGGAACUACUCUAUGAUACAUUAAAAUUGGUAUAAUAUUUUGGGGGGUUAUUUUCCUUUUCAUGAUUAAUUUGUCAUUUGUGUAUAUAUUGUUUAGUAAAUUGAGAAAUAUAAAUAAAUUUUUGAACUUAUCUGAACUGAAAAUGUUAUGAAAAAAUUUAUAAAAAUGAUAUCAUUGACAGAUUUUAAGUUGAACAGCUCUGUUAAUCAAUAUGAAUUAACUGUUGGGUAAAGAGCUUUUUAAUGACCGAUGCCAUGCUAACUAAUUAAAUUUUUACCAUUUAUCUAUGACUGCUGCUUUAUCACCUAAGCCAAAAUGAUUCAAUUCAAUUUUAUUGUUUAACCAUGAAAUACAAAAACAAUACAAACAAGUUGACAAACAUGAUAUUCGGAUACAUUGUCAUAUAUGCAUGUAUUGUCCAGUACUGAACAGAAAAAACUUGAAGCAAAAAAUCAACUUUUGUUGAUUCUUUUGUUAAUACAGUAAGUUUGUACUUUGUACAUCGUAAUUAGUGAGUAAAUAUUGAUGAAUAAUUUGCCAUAGAAUAUAAUUGGCACCUCAUAUGUUUUUUUUUUAUUGAUCUUAUACAAAGUACGCACUGUGAACUUCAUGAAAGGACUUGUCAGAUGUUUUUUCGACAAGUCCGGUCUCAUCCGACAGUUACUACAGUAACAUUGCUUCUCAGCCAAUCAAAAUCAAAGAAAGUUGUCAGAUCUGAUAACUUGUCAAAUGAAAAAUGUUGAUGAAAAGCUCCCAGGUAUGCAAUUUUUGUAAUACUAUUACCAGUAUUUUUUUUAUUUGAAAUACCUCUUGAAUGCUGCAAUGUAUGCUUUAGCAUCAGAUGUAAUUGCCUUUGAGACAGCAAUCCUUUGAAUUUGAAUUUUCAUUUGUGUUUCAUAUGUAAUAUUGCAGAGUAAUGUUUAGGUGUAACAUUCAACGAACAAACUUGUGUAAUAAUCUUGCCACUGCUCACUUACAUACCAUGAACUUGUAGAAUGUAACAUCAGGAAUUCUUUAAAAGUUAUAUUCUUGAAAAUGUAUAAGAGAGAGAAGAGGUAUUCAUGUAUAUGUAAAAUUUCUCUUUUUCAUGAAGUUUCACAUUACCCUCAAUUGGGUAGCAAGAUAUUAAUAUUUCAUUUUUCUAAUUCUGAAUUCAAUGUUUAUACAUUUGUUUUUAUACAUAUGUAUACAUUUAUAUAAAUAUACAGCUGUGAAGAAAACAAUUUUCAACACAUUUUUAAGAAAUGGUGCCCAGAAAAUAGAGAAGCAAGAUGGAUGUUUAUUGCUCGAAAGUUUCAUUGAGUUUUGGUUCACUGAAAUAAUGAUGCUUUAGAGAAAUUUAAUGAUUGAACAAGUUCAAUACAUGUAGUCAGAUAUUUCAUUGAGCAUAUUAAAGCAUUUUUCACUUAAUGU